Messenger RNA from Drosophila bipectinata, 1320 nucleotides. RefSeq lists its product as uncharacterized. Lineage: Eukaryota; Metazoa; Arthropoda; Insecta; Diptera; Drosophilidae. The record is from RefSeq and is a predicted model, not a curated record.
UCUUGCCAGAAUAGGUUCUGUUUUAAGGCCCGAAAAUGACUGACGAAAUCGAGAACCCCAAUAAAGACCUAAUCAUUCCUGACUGGAUCAAUGAAAAGUACUUUACAGACGUCCUGGCCAAAGACGAGCCGGAUCAUGUGAAGAUCCUAAAAUUCACUCCCGUGGCGGCGAUUCCUCCAGGAGAGAAUUUUACUUCCACCAUGAUUCGGAUUUACAUCAAUUUGAAGAUGAAGGAUGGCAGUGUCAAAAACAAAACAUACAUCUUAAAGAUAAUGUUGCCGGAAGAUCGCGGCGGCAAGGACUUUGGCGACUUUGGUCUCUUCCCCAAGGAGGCCAAGAUGUACGACACCUUCAUUCCAGCCUUCGAAGCUCUCUACAAGGAAGCUGGGUGGGACAUUCAGCUGGCGCCGAAAUGCCUAAAAACGGAGGAGCGAAACGGCGAGAUCCACUUUAUCUUCGAGGAUCUACGCGUAAAGGGAUUCGGCAACAUGGACCGCACCAAGGGGCUGGACAUGGAACACAUGACAGCGUCGCUGCACAAGUUGGCCGAGUACCAUGCAGCCAGUGCUGUUUUCGAGGAGAAAAAUGGACGGUACCCUGAGGAGUUCUACGAGGGAUUCGUGAAUCGGUCGUGCAAGCAGUUUCACAUUGAUGGGUUUCGCUUGAAGGAGAAGGCCUUUAAGAAGGCCAUGCUCACCUGGGGCAUGAAAGAUGCAGAGAAAUAUGUUGAGAAGUUUCCCACCGAGGAACAAUAUUGGGCACAGUGCCUGGCCACCUUGGACUACAAUAACGAUGAAUUUUACGUUCUUAGCCACGGGGACUUCUGGUCCAGCAACCUUAUGUCGAGCUACUUGCCCGAUGGAAGCCUAAAUAAGCUACUCCUCAUAGACUUUCAGUUACCUAAGUGGAGCCAUCCGGCCGAAGACCUGCUUUUCUUUCUGAUUCUCUCCCCGAAGAACGAACUGCGCCUGAAGGAGUUUGACAACUUUGUCAGGAUAUACUGGGAGCGCCUUAUCGAGUGCCUAAAAGUCCUCAAGUACCAAAAACGCCUGCCAGCCCUUCGGGAUAUCCAGAGAUCUAUGUACCAUAAAAACAAUUCAUUUUGUGUUUUCUUCAGCUUGUUCACCCACAUGCCGAUAAUCGUAUUCCCCUCUGAUAAGGACAGUAAUUUCCAUUGCAUAAUGGCAAAAACAGAAGAAGGUGAAAACAUGAGACUGCGCAUGUUAUCGAAUCCUGCCUUUGGCAAAAUCAUGAAGGAUCUGUAUCCAUUUCUCUACAACCGAGGUGUAUUUAAUUACGAAGACUACGAUGUGUGAUAUU